AUGGUGGCCCGGAGUGUCCUCUGGAUCCUGUUUGGAUUGCUGCUGUGGCCGGAGCCUGGGACAGCGACCCUGCCUCUGCUCAUGGACUCUGUCAUCCAGGCCCUGGCUGAGCUCGAGCAGAAGGUACCAGCCACCAAGGCCAGGCACACUACUUCUGCGUGGCAGCUGUUAGCCCAGGAGUCAGGUCCCCACGAUCUUCUCCAUCACUUCCUGCUGGAGGGGCAGAGUCUCAAGGUCACCAAGCUAGACGCCCACCAACUGAGCCCAGAGCUUCGAGGUCUAACCAAGGACGUGGCCCAGCACGGUAUUCGGGGCAUGCAAGAAUAUGGAGUUGUGCUGGCACCAGAUGGCUCAACCGUGGCUGUGGAGCCCCUUUUGGCGGGGCUGGAGGCGGGGUUGCAGGGGCGCAGGAUUGUAAACCUGCCCUUGGACAGCACGGCCAGCCCUCUGGAUGCUGGAGCCACUUUUCCAGACACUGAAGCUAUGGUUCCCGAUGUAAGAGCCACAUCUCCAGGGUUCAGGGACGCCCUUCCAGAUGUCAUCUCUGCAGAUGUUGGAGCCAUCUCUCCAGAUGUCCCGGUCAUCUCUCCAGAUGUCCAAGCUUCCUCACCGGGUACCAGAGCCAAAUCCCCGACCACAGUGGACAGCCUGCUGGUGGUCACCCUGGCCAGGGACCUGGGUCUGGCCUUCCUCCAGGACCCUCAGACCUCGAGUCAUUUAGGCCUGGGAACCGAGGGUUGCUGGGACCAGCUAUCUGCUCCCCGGACCUUCACACUCUUAGACUCCAAGGCAUCGCCAGUCACCAUGGCCUUCCUCAAUGGUGCCCUGGAUGGGGCCCUCCUAGGAGAGUAUCUAAGCCGAACUCCUGAGCCCCGGCCACCUCUCAGCCACCUACUGAGCCAAUACUACGGAGCAGGGGUAGCCGGAGAUCCAGGACUUCGCAGCAACUUCCGACGGCAGAACGGAGCUGCUCUGACUUCAGCCUCUACACUGACCCAGCAGGUGUGGGGGGCCCUGAUUCUGCUACAGAGGUUGGAGCCAACACACCCUCAUCUUCGGGGCAUGGGCCAAGAACAGCUGGCACAGGUAGCAGCCAACGCUACCAAGGAAUUCACUGAGGCCUUCCUGGGGUGCCCGGCCAUCCACCCUCGUUGCCGCUGGGGCGCAGCGCCGUAUCGAGGCCACCCGACGCCGCUGCAGCUGCCCCUCGGGUUCCUGUAUGUACAUCACACGUACGUGCCCGCGCCUCCCUGCACGGAUUUCGCGCGUUGCGCCGCCAACAUGCGCGCUAUGCAACGAUUCCACCAAGAUACUCGGGGUUGGGACGACAUUGGCUACAGUUUCGUGGUAGGUUCGGACGGCUACGUGUACGAGGGCCGCGGCUGGCACUGGGUGGGCGCGCACACACGCGGCCACAACUCCCGCGGCUUCGGCGUGGCCUUCGUGGGCAACUACACUGCGGAGGUCCCGGCGAAGGCUGCGCUUCACAUCGUGCAGGACGUGCUCCCUGGCUGCGCAGUGCGCGCCGGCCUCCUGCGGCCAGACUACCAGCUGCUUGGCCACCGCCAGCUCGUGCACACCGACUGUCCCGGGGACGCGCUCUUCAACCUGCUGCGCACCUGGCCGCGCUUCGCUGCGAACGUGAAACCAAGAACAGCCAGGAGGGCCUCUAGAAGAUCCAAAAGGAAGCCACCUCCCAUGAUCCUGCCAGCCACAGACCUCCAAUAAAGAGAUGGUGGAAAGAAA
This is a messenger RNA of Hyaena hyaena (striped hyena), 1746 nucleotides long. RefSeq names its product peptidoglycan recognition protein 2 (gene PGLYRP2). Gene Ontology annotation, biological process: peptidoglycan catabolic process; defense response to Gram-positive bacterium; detection of bacterium. Gene Ontology annotation, molecular function: zinc ion binding; peptidoglycan immune receptor activity; N-acetylmuramoyl-L-alanine amidase activity. The record is from RefSeq and is a predicted model, not a curated record. The transcript is spliced from 6 exons. Lineage: Eukaryota; Metazoa; Chordata; Mammalia; Carnivora; Hyaenidae. Bases 1 to 1728 code for a protein of 575 amino acids.